Molecule: messenger RNA, 1752 nt
Organism: Candidula unifasciata
Lineage: Eukaryota; Metazoa; Mollusca; Gastropoda; Stylommatophora; Geomitridae
Source: the annotation of a GenBank genome assembly
AUGUACGCAGCCGUGGAAAACAGUUCAGGAAGUGUUCCUGCAUUUCUCAUCAAACUGUGGACGCUGGUAGAAGACCCGUCAACCGAUGAACUGAUUCAUUGGGACUCUAGUGGUACCAGCUUCCAUGUGUAUGACCAACAGAGGUUCUCAAGGGAGAUCCUGCCCCUGUACUUCAAACACAACAACAUUGCCAGCUUUAUCAGACAGCUGAAUAUGUAUGGCUUCCGUAAAGUGACUCACAUUGACCAGGGAGGCCUGAAGAUUGAGAAGGACGACCUGCAGUUUCAGCAUCAGUACUUCCAGCGAGGAGAACGCGACAUGUUGCAGUUCAUUAAACGCAAACAGGUCUCGGCCCAGGGAAUGCGCACCACUGACCACCUGGUGGCUGCCAAGCCAGACGAGGUGUCCCGGGUGCUGUCCGAGAUGAAGCAGGUCAGAUCCAAGCAGGAGACCAUGGAUGAGAACUUGGAGUACAUCAAAAGGGAGAACAAACUGUUGUGGAGGGAGGUGGCCUUGCUGAGGCAGAAACACCACAAGCAGCAGCAGAUUGUCAACAAGCUGAUACAGUUCUUGGUGUCUCUGGUCAGCUCUAACAGGACAGGACUGUCCAUCCCAGCCAUGCGGCGGAUUCCCCUGGCCAUCAACGAUGUCGGCCAGCUAGUCGAUCAUCAGGGCAUGGACUCCUCCAAUGAGGCGUCUGCCCGAGUGCAACAAGCGGGGAACAACAUGAAUGACACAAACGCUUACAUCAUUGUCCCCCCCUCACCCGAGGACAUGAAAGAUGAGGCCAACGAUGUCCCCAGAUAUACUAUUGAAUCUAUGAAUCAAGGUGUGACACUCCCGCAGCAGAAUGCCAUUCAUCCCAUACUCACCUCCUCUCAUGGUGUGUCACCAGCACCAGCCAAGGGCCCUAGCAUCGUCUUGGUACCGGUGACCCAGUCGCAGCCCCCAGGGACAGCCAUGUUGACCUUGGGAAACCAGUCAGAGCCUGUCAAUUUCCUCAUGUCCCCUAAAAUCGAAGCUGCCCCGUCACUCGAGGACGCCCUCAACUUUGGGUUCAACGUGCCUACCAGUUCCAACCCAGUGACUCAAGCCGACACCCCUCUCCAGGCCCCCAGUUUGGGCCCUCAGCACAGGGUAGGGACCGUUACUGACAUCGGUCAGCAGCUGCUCAGUAGGAAAAGGAAGGGUGGCUCAGUGUCCGGAGCUCAUGCUGAACCAGGAGGCGGUCCAACCAAACGACUAAGUCCUUCCCCUCAGAGAGGCAACACUGGCGUUGCCGAGCAGAUCCAGCCCUUGUCUGAUGACCACGCAGCUUCUCUGACCAACAUCAUGAUGGCCAACUCAGAUCUGAACUCAGCGGGGUCAGCCGCCGCUAGCGUCAGCAACAGUGGGGAUUCUAGCCUGGCAGUUGCAUCCUCAAAGGAUGUUGAUGAGUUCACAAUAAGCUCUGACCAGCUAGAUCUCCUAUCCUCUGAUCUGGAUGGUUUGAAGGGAAUCCUACAGGACCAAUACAAGGUGGACCCAUCCUUUCUGAUGGAGCUUUUUGAUUCAUCAAACCCCUGGCCAGUUAUCCCAGAAAAGGACCUAGAUGAGUUAAAGUCUGAUCGAGAGAAAGAGGAAGCUGGCACAUCCGACCUAGAUCAUGGAAACAUUACAGGUACCGAGCUGGUGGAGUACACCUCCAAGGAAGACCUGUUCCCAGAACUCUUGGACGACAAUAUGAUGGGCGACAUUGAUGACAUCGACUAA